Molecule: messenger RNA, 2694 nt
Organism: Paramecium primaurelia
Lineage: Eukaryota; Ciliophora; Oligohymenophorea; Peniculida; Parameciidae
Source: the annotation of a GenBank genome assembly
AUGAUACGAUCGAUUACAUCCCAUCUUAGAAGAGCAACUCAUCUAAACUAGACUUUAAAAUACAUGCCAUAGUAUCUCUUAUCUGAGAACGUCAAGGAAAAGUAAUUAAGAGAAAAUGACAUGCUUUGGAUUGCAGCUAAUGCAGAGUAAUCAAAAGUUCAAUAUUUAUUAGUGACAAAAGGUGCUCUAUCAUCGAGAUUCAAAAAUUCAUAUAAGAAGAACCUAUGCUUGAAUAAUCUCCUAUAAGACUCAUGGAUUUAGGAAAUAAUUACUUUCGACAUAUCAACCCCAGAAAAAAAAAGACUAUGCUUUUACUCUUAGAUGCCUAUGUUGAUAAUUUGACUCAAGAAGAAGCUUAAUUAUUCUAAGAUGCCUUGUCCAUCUACUUUGAUAAUACUUAUUAAGGGAAAGACAUGGAGGCCUUGAGUUGUGAAGAAAAGGAUUUACCAGAACCAUUAUUGUGGCACAUCUAUAGCUUAAUGAUAUUUGAUAGAUUGAGUAGUCAUUAUGCUCGAUAUGAAUAUCUUGACUAAUUCAGAAUUAUCGAAUAUUUUAAUCAACGAGAUAAAGUACUAAUAUAUUUAUAUAUAAAAUUUUAGUCUAAAAUCAAUCGAGUGAAGUAUGUAUUUACUUCUCAUCCAACUUAACCAAAUUCAUUGACUUAGUUGAUUGCUAUAAGUAGAAUGCUACAAGGGAUAGAAUAAAAUGAUUAUAAGUAUCUUAAGUAUGCUGCUAAGUUAUUUAUUUAAUCCAAUAAAUAACGAGUUUUUAAUGUAAUCAUCCACCUUCAUAUAUUAUAGAAAGUAUCAUACAUUGAGGAAUCAUUAAUUUAUCAUACCUAAUAUUUACCUAAUCUUAUAAAGGCCGUAGCUCAAGCUUAUGAAUUAGGUUUGUAGCACCCUGAAGAAUAUUUUGAGACUCCAGGUACUUGGUUGACAUUUGAUUUUGACAAUCAUCCAGGAAUGGUAAACAUUUUAUUUAUAUUUCUUAGGAAAUUGGUAUUAUGACUUAUACACAUGGUUUGACAAUUGACUUAACCUUAUAAUAAUAUAAAGAAUAUAUUUCUGAAGCAAAAUUAGAUGAGAAUGAAGAUUUUAAACAAAUUUUAGAAUUAUAUUAAUAAGCUUUAGAAUAUAGUAAAAGCUUAAGGGAUUUAAGUGAUAAAUUUAGAGUUAAGAAAGAGAUAUCACUUGAAGAAUUCUAUUAAUAAAUGCCUAUCUUUAAUAUCAAAAAAAUAGAGGAUUAAAUUAAUCAAAUUCUUGAUCACAUUCUGGCAAAGAAUGAUGAUUCUAAAGACUAUUUUAUAGCAUUAAAGUUGAAAAAACUUUAUUCAAUUUUCAGAUUAACAGGAGUAUUAGGACAAAUUAGAUUAGCUGGUGAAGAUUUAACAGAUGUAUUAAUUCUUUUUAUAUUUAAGAUUAAUAAAAUCAAACCGAUGAUUAAAAAUAUAUUCAAAGAAAUCUCCCUUUUAAAUGCCAAUGGAUAAGCAGCAGAUAUGGUUAUUAUUGCUAAUUUCUAAACCUAAUCAUAAUAUGAUUUAGUUAAUGAUCUUAUCAAUCUAUAUAAAGUUUAGAAUGUAGAAAUAGUACCUUUGUUAGAAACCUUUUCAUCAACAAACAAUACAGAUUCUAAAAUAACUAUGAUUGCCAGUAGUGACACACGAUAAAGAGAUGGAUUAAUCUUGACUGAACUAAGAAAUAUGAGAGAAUACAAAAGGAAUCCAGAAAAGUAUAUUUACAUGGGGUAAGGUAUUACUCCAGAAAGAGGAGGUGGACCUUAUACUUUGAUCCAUACAAAAUAUUAAGCUUUAACUAGAGCACAACGAAAAAGACAUAUAAGAACAAUUUAAGGUCACUAUUUUACAUCAGAAUUUGCCAGUGAAGAUGUUGCUUUCACUUUUUUGUUAAAUGGAUUAGCUAAUAUUAAUUAUAGUGAUGAUUUCGAACCUACUUAUGAAUAUAUGGAUUUUUUGUUUGAAUUAGGUAAAUAAUAUGUAUAAAAGUAGAUAAUGUAAUUGGAGUACCUUAAAGAGCUAUGUAAAAGGCUAAGGAAUACAAUGACUUGUAUGUGAAAAAUUAAGUUGUCAGAACUAUGGUGGAGUCUUUCAAUUUUGCAGGAAGUAGAGAGAUUGCUAGACCCUUCGAAAGUAUAAAAAGUUAGAGAGCCAUCGUUCAAGCUUAUUGUAAUAGUGACAGAUGCUCCUUUACUCAUCCAGAAUUAGCUUAUUGGGAUAGAGUUCCAGAAGAAUUGAUCAACAAAAUUGCAACCUAUUAUUAUAAUAAUCAUCCUCAUAUGAAAUACAUGCUUUACAUGUAUGCUUUGAUGGCUAGAAGAUGUGAUUUAGAUUUUGCAAAAUAAGAAGUAGGAUUAGACUCAACUAAUCCUUAUUUUUAAGCAAUUUAAAAGGGAAGAGCAGCCUUGAUGAAAAUUUUAGAUCAAUUAGGUCUUGGUGACAAUAGUACUCCAAUGAUUGCUAUUUGGAAAUAACAUUUAGGAUGUUAAUUAUAAUCAAUGAAUAUGGAAGUUAAUUAGAAAUUUUAAACAUUUAGAACUUUGAAUUAAUUACAAUUGUAUUAGGCAAAGAAAAUGGUCAAACAUGGAAUUUUAGAAACUGAUAUGGUUGCAAGUUAACGAAAAUUAAGAAUUUUACAAUCUACAUUAGCAAACAUGACAUCUUUUGCUGGAAAGGGCUGA